Molecule: messenger RNA, 1398 nt
Organism: Chrysochloris asiatica (Cape golden mole)
Lineage: Eukaryota; Metazoa; Chordata; Mammalia; Afrosoricida; Chrysochloridae
Gene: MIDN
Product: midnolin
Exons: 7
Coding region: 1-1398 (465 amino acids)
Cellular component (GO): nucleus
Molecular function (GO): protein binding
Source: RefSeq, a predicted model, not a curated record
AUGGAGCCGCAGCCCGGCGGCGCACGGAGCUGCCGGCGCGGGGCUCCCGGCGGCGCCUGCGAGCUGGGUCCAGCGACCGAGGCAGCGCCCAUAAGCUUGGCCAUCCAUAGCACGACGGGCACCCGCUAUGAACUGUCUGUGCCACCCGACGAGACGGUAGACGGGCUCCGCAAGCGACUGUCCCAGCGCCUCAAAGUGCCCAAGGAGCGCCUGGCGCUGCUCCACAAAGACACCCGGCUCAGUUCGGGGAAGCUUCAGGAGUUCGGCGUGGGGGAUGGCAGCAAGCUGACGCUGGUGCCCACGGUGGAGGCCGGCCUCAUGUCCCAGGCGUCUCGGCCAGAGCAGUCGGUGGUACAGGCCCUAGAGAGCUUGACUGAGACCCAGGUCAGUGACUUCCUGUCUGGCCGCUCACCGCUGACCCUGGCACUGCGCGUCGGAGACCACAUGAUGUUCGUCCAGCUGCAACUCGCAGCUCAGCACGCCCCUCUGCAACAUCGGCACGUGUUGGCCGCAGCUGCCGCUGCAGCUGCUGCCGCCCGCGGAGACCCCAACACAACCACUCCCGUGUCCUCACCUUGCCGGCCUGUGUCCAGUGCUACUCGUGUCCCUCCAGUGCCCAGCAGCCCUGCCCCUGCCUCUCCCUCACCGGUCACAGCUGGUUCCUUCCGAUCCCACUCGGCCUCCACCACCUGUCCCAAACAGAUGGACUGUUCCCCCCCUGCCAGCAGCAAUGCCAGCACCACGUCCACUCCUGGGGUCAGCCCCACCCCCCGGCCCCGCAAACCUGGCGCUGUCAUCGAGAGCUUCGUGAACCAUGCCCCGGGGGUCUUCUCAGGGACUUUCUCUGGCACGCUGCACCCCAACUGUCAGGACAGCAGCGGACGACCCCGGCGCGACAUUGGCACCAUCUUGCAGAUCCUCAAUGACCUUCUAAGUGCUACGAGGCACUAUCAGGGCAUGCCUCCCUCACUGACCCAGCUGCGCUGCCAUGCCCAGUGCACGCCCGCCAGUGCGCCAGCCCCCGACCUCGCCCCCAAGUCUACCUCCUGCGAGAAGCUGCCAGCUGCAGCCCCCGUCUCCGUCCUGCAGGGUCAGAGCCAGAUCCGCAUGUGUAAGCCGCCAAGUGACCGGAUACGGCAGACAGAGAACCGGGCCACACGCUGUAAGGUGGAACGUCUGCAGCUGUUGCUCCAGCAAAAUCGGCUCCGCCGGAAGGCCCGGCGUGACGCCCGCGGCCCCUACCACUGGCCCCCCAGCCGCAAGGCUGGACGCAGCGAUAGUAGCAGCAGCGGGGGAAGCAGCUCAACUGAGGCCACUGGCCUGGGCCUCGACUUUGAGGACUCCGUCUGGAAGCCGGAAGUGAACCCCGACAUCAAGUCUGAGUUUGUGGUGGCUUAG